Messenger RNA from Hirsutella rhossiliensis, 1518 nucleotides. RefSeq names its product tc5 transposase DNA-binding domain-containing protein. Lineage: Eukaryota; Fungi; Ascomycota; Sordariomycetes; Hypocreales; Ophiocordycipitaceae. Bases 1 to 1518 code for a protein of 505 amino acids. Gene Ontology annotation, cellular component: nucleus. The record is from RefSeq and is a predicted model, not a curated record. The transcript has a single exon. Gene Ontology annotation, molecular function: DNA binding.
AUGGCCUCCUCAAGCUCUGAACCUACUGCUAUGCAAAAAUGGAUUGAUUCUGAGACGAAUAAACCCAAUUUCGCGCGGCAUGGUCAAGAGAAUCUCGAAGCUCGCACUGUUGCGGCAUCGGAGCUCUUUGUCGAAGGUUUUUACCGUACGAUGAAGGCAGCCUCUGAUGCAUUGGGCGUGCCGUACAAGCGCCUGAGAUCACGCAUUCAAGGGCAUCAUCCAGUUUCUGAGAAUGGCGGGAAUGCUACGCUACUGGGGUCGGAAGAAGAGCAAGAAGUGCUUUGCUGGGCACAUCGCCGCAUCGCUCAGGGGCACCAUAUCCAGGGGCGCGCCCUUCAACAACACGCCAACGCCAUUCUGAAGGCAAAAGGCUGGGGAGGCACGGCAUCACAGAAAUGGGCCCAGCGUUUCAUGAAGCGAUGGGGACGGUAUUUCCAUCGCCGGAAAGCAGCUUCACGAGACGUUAAGCGAAAGGCGAUGCAAGACCGAGCUUGUGUCGAGGCAUUCUUCCAAGACUGGUCGAAUUUCAUCACGAGGCACGAUAUCCGGCGCGAAAAUAUCUGGAAUUUUGACGAGACGGGCUUCAUGGUUGGCUAUCUAAAUAAGGGCACCUUCCUCUGGACUUUUAACGACAUUGAGAAGCCCGUUCUUUCGGAUUCUCACGAGACUGUCUCUGUAACCGCGAUUGAAGCUAUAUCUGUUGCAGGGACGAGUAUUCCCUCGUUCCUGGUCCUCCCAGGAGUUCAGAUUCCUGUUAGAUGGGUUGAGAAUGCACUGGACGGCGAUACAGUCAUUGCAAUGAGCCCAAAGGGGUAUACUAAUGAUAUCAUCGCCAUCGAAUGGGCAGAACAUUUCGAGCGACUGACACGGCCUUCAAACCCGGGGGAAACACGCGUUCUUUUGGUGGAUGGCUGCGAUAACCACCAUACUAGUGAAAUCGUGCAUUUUUGUCACGAUCACGAUAUCGAGCUCUUCCCGUACCAUCUUCAAGAGAUUCGCAAUCGAACGUUCAAGAAGCAUACGAUCCUCUCGGCGUGGGAGAAGUGCGGUCUUUUCCCACACAAGCCGUCGAUGGUUCUCGAUAACCUCCAAGAUGCGUUAUCAUCGCUUACGAAAGAAGUAGAUAAGCGAGAUCUUCCCGGCUUCAUCCAGGAAGGCAACUUCGACCAAGUAAUCGAACCCUCCACGCCUCAACGAUCGCCGCAAGGCUUGACGAGCGGAACGCCCCCGACGAUCCGCCAAAUCGAUUGGAAUAGCGUCACUACACCAAAACUCGAUCUCUCCGUCAUUCGACGAUAUAAUGACUACGUGAACCUGCGAUUGGAAGUCUCUAUUCUUUCCGAGGUGCCGCUGACGCCGUCAGUCUCGCACGUACAUUUAAAGGCACGCAAGGCUGCGAAUACCCUCGCUCUCAAUGGCAUUAUAGCUACAGAUGAGAUGCGCCGUGUUAAGGAAAAGCAGCUUAGCCGCGCGGCCCUCAAGGAGAAGACACGAGUUAUAGGGAAAUACGGCCCUUGA